This is a messenger RNA of Trichogramma pretiosum, 1212 nucleotides long. RefSeq names its product ankyrin-2-like. Gene Ontology annotation, molecular function: protein binding. Gene Ontology annotation, biological process: protein localization to ciliary inversin compartment. Lineage: Eukaryota; Metazoa; Arthropoda; Insecta; Hymenoptera; Trichogrammatidae. Gene Ontology annotation, cellular component: ciliary inversin compartment. The record is from RefSeq and is a predicted model, not a curated record. The transcript is spliced from 5 exons. The coding region runs from base 1 to 1212 and encodes 403 amino acids.
AUGCCGGUGAACACGACAACAAGACCGGGACACUGUACCGAGCAGGGGCACCAUGAAGUGGCCGAACUACUACUGAGGAAUGGCGCCAAUCCCAAUCUGGCCGACGGGCACGGAGAGACAGCUCUGCACUUUAUUUGCCAGCACGACGUCGAUUUUGCGGAAGAAUUUUUCAAAAUCACCGACGAAAUUAAUCGACCGGUAGAGAUCAACGCCAUGGACAAAGCCGGUGUGACACCAUUACACUGGGCUGUGUAUCACAAGCACAAAAAGUUGGCCAAUUUACUAUUGAGAAGAGGCGCCAAUCCUGAUCUAGCCCACAUGGACGGACAAACGGCUCUGCAACAGGUGGCGAAUCUGGCUGACAAAAUCAUAGCAUAUUUGAAGUCAGUAGGCUUCGCGACGCCGAAGUGUAAGCAGCUCGAAGUCAUCGCAUCGACCUUAGCAAGUGAAAAAGAACACUUCUGCGAUUUUGUGCUGCUGACGAUCAUCGAGUGGGAGGACUGGUGCUGUUGGGAUCAGUUUUUAAUCCGACGAUUUCUUUUCCGUUCGUUGCUGAGGAAAGGCGCCAAACUGAAUUGGACCGACGUGGACGGAUGGACUCACAUGCACUUCCUGUGCAAGCUUUUAAAGGACGACGACAAGGUGGACGAGUUUUUCGAAAAAACGUACGGAAAUAAUCAACUGGCAAAGAUCAACGCCGUGGACAGGUCCGGUUGGACGCCGCUGCACUGGGCCGUGUUUCUCAACGACAAGAUCUUUGCCAAAUUACUGCUGCGAAAGGGGGCGAAUCCGAACGUGGCCGAUAAGAACGGACGGACGCCCCUGCACUUGAUUUGCAUGCGUCUGGACGACGACGACGAUUUCGUGAGAAAAUUUAUCGACAUCCCGGCGCGAACGGAUCAGUGGGUGCGGAUCGACGCCCCGGACGGCAAAGGCUGGACGCCGAUGCGCUGGGCUAUGAGUCGCAAACACUUGAGAGUGGCAACUGUACUGUGGAGGAGAGGGGAGAGGAGACGCCGUCCGAAACAUCUUAGGAAAAAUUACGAAAAAAAGUGGUGGCACUUGGAAAGGUAUUUUGAUGAUGAUUCGAUGCUCAGGAUUAUUACAUCGUCAAGAUGCGAUCAGUAUAAAUGUACGACUGACUUCCUAAGGGGCGACCGGUACGGUAAUGUACAAGCGCUCAGAUAUGUGGUGUUUGCUGAUCGAGCCUGA